Messenger RNA from Tinamus guttatus (white-throated tinamou), 798 nucleotides. RefSeq names its product Y-box binding protein 3 (gene YBX3). The record is from RefSeq and is a predicted model, not a curated record. Lineage: Eukaryota; Metazoa; Chordata; Aves; Tinamiformes; Tinamidae. Gene Ontology annotation, molecular function: nucleic acid binding.
AUGAGUGAAGCGGCCGAGACCAGUACCGCCCGCGCAGCCCCAGGCGCCGCGGCCACCACCACUGCCGCAGAGACGGAGAAGAAAGUGCUUGCCACUAAAGUUCUUGGCACUGUCAAAUGGUUCAAUGUCAGAAAUGGAUAUGGCUUUAUCAACAGAAAUGAUACCAAAGAAGAUGUGUUUGUUCAUCAGACAGCAAUAAAGAAGAAUAACCCUCGGAAAUAUCUGCGCAGUGUUGGUGAUGGAGAAACUGUAGAAUUUGAUGUGGUUGAAGGAGAGAAGGGUGCAGAAGCAGCUAAUGUCACUGGUCCAGAUGGAGUCCCUGUGGAAGGCAGCCGCUAUGCUGCAGAUCGCCGCCGUUAUCGACGUGGCUAUUAUGGCCGACGCCGAGGACCACCUCGUAGUGGUGGUGAAGAAGAACUCAAGGAUGGGGUCCCAGAAGGAGGACAGCUUCAUCAACAAGUCCAUAGGAAUCCUACCUAUCGUCCCCGCUAUCGCAGGGGACCCCCACGUCCUCACCCUGCCCAGGUGGCUGGAGAGGCUGAAAAAGAGAAUCAGCAUGAGACCAGUGCUACGAGUCAGCAGCCACUUCGCCGUGGGUAUCGACGCCCGUAUAACUACCCACGUCAACCUCGUCCGCCCAGUGCUCCAGCUCAGGAUGGGAAAGAGACAAAGGUGACUGAAACACCUGGAAAUCCUGCUCCAGUGACUGAGCGAAGUGGUGCUGAGUAGUGUCUGACUCCCCAGAUACCUUCACUGUCCUUCAGGUGUCCUAAAAUGUAACUGAAAACACAACACCAA